This is a messenger RNA of Fonsecaea multimorphosa CBS 102226, 750 nucleotides long. RefSeq lists its product as uncharacterized. Gene Ontology annotation, biological process: DNA-templated transcription; regulation of transcription by RNA polymerase II. Gene Ontology annotation, molecular function: DNA-binding transcription factor activity, RNA polymerase II-specific; RNA polymerase II cis-regulatory region sequence-specific DNA binding. NCBI's taxonomy places the organism in Eukaryota, Fungi, Ascomycota, Eurotiomycetes, Chaetothyriales, Herpotrichiellaceae. The transcript has a single exon. The record is from RefSeq and is a predicted model, not a curated record. The coding region runs from base 1 to 750 and encodes 249 amino acids.
AUGGCUACCGCCUUUGAUUCGAUGUAUCUCCCGGGAGGCGAUUUCAGCGCCUCCCACGACGACUUCUUGGACCUCGAGCCCACCUUCCAGUCCAAUCACUUCACCACCGUCAACUCUGGAGUGACGGAUGGCACUAUUUCACCCACCGACUUGUUCAAGGACGACGCAAUGAUCAUGUCGGCCCCGCCAUCCGCCGCUUUUCCUAACUUGAGCACUCCGGACUCGAGCUUCUUGGAGUCUCCUGCUAUGGCUAGCAGUGGUCUGAAUACAUCCCCACUGGAAGAUGGGGAACUCGAUGCCACUUUGAACUUCGCCGAACUCGACGGCAUGAUGCCACUCUUUCCUCCGAACGGCAUGGAUCAGUUCGCCUGCCAGCCUAUGGCUCCCGAACUUUUCCCCAAGUCAGCCUCCAGCGCUGUGAUGUCUCGGACGGCUUCCGCAGCGCCAGAGACUGGUAUGGUACGACAGAAGUCCUCACCUGGACGACCGCCGUCUCAGCCAUACCAUACGCGCAAGCGCUCGGAAACGCACGGUGUCUCCAAAGCAUCCAAGCCCCGCAAGAACUUGCCUGAAAUCAAAAUCGACAGUGAUGAUGACAAGGAGACAGCUAAGAGGAAGAAGAACACUGCCGCCGCCCGAAAGUCUCGUCAGCGGAAGCAAGAACACGCCGAGGCGGCCGAAGCUGAGAUUCAACGUCUCAGGGCCAUUGUUUACCGUCUCGGAGGUGACCCUGACGCGGAGAAUCAAUGA